Molecule: messenger RNA, 4410 nt
Organism: Leucoraja erinaceus (little skate)
Lineage: Eukaryota; Metazoa; Chordata; Chondrichthyes; Rajiformes; Rajidae
Product: polyunsaturated fatty acid 5-lipoxygenase-like
Exons: 14
Coding region: 48-2027 (659 amino acids)
Biological process (GO): lipid oxidation; linoleic acid metabolic process
Molecular function (GO): protein binding; iron ion binding; oxidoreductase activity, acting on single donors with incorporation of molecular oxygen, incorporation of two atoms of oxygen
Source: RefSeq, a predicted model, not a curated record
GAGAGAAUGCUACACACGCAGAGAGCAGCAUCUUAAGCGAGUCAAACAUGAAGGCCACAUACGAGGUCAUUAUCGGCACUGGCGACGUGUUCUUCGCUGGGACAAAGGAUAUCAUAUCCGUGAUGUUAGUGGGAACACUUGGCUGCUCCAAGAAGGUUUGGAUAGGGAAUUGGGUACCAAUCCGCAGAGGGGAGACCCACUGCAUGCAAUUGAAAACCACGUCUGAUCUCGGGGACAUCCUGCUGGUGAAACUCUUCAAGGAUACGUAUCUGUUUGGUGAGGACGACUGGUACUGCAGUUAUGUGCAGGUGAAAACCACAAACAAAAUAUCCUACGACUUCCCCUGCUUCAGCUGGAUCACCGAUUCAACCCCGUUGGAGAUCAUUGAAGGAACUGCCCGGAAAAGACACGAGUACACAUCUCCCACCUUGGAAGAAUAUUGGAUGAAAGAAAUGCAGAAGAGGCAAGAGGAAUACCAAUGGGCUAGCUAUGCACCAGGUAUUCCCAACAAAAUCCACUAUGAUGAUGUCGAGGACUUGCCGAGAGAUGCCAAGAUCCCACUUGAAAGACCAGUUGGCUUGUUACUCUCCAUUCAGGAGGCCAUUACACAGCAGGGUGUGCAUGAAGAGGAACGUUCUCAGGCUCAGUUUCAGAGAACCUACAUAAGUUCAGUCAAAGACUUUGUGACGAAGCAUUGGCAUGAAGACAAGUUAUUUGCUUAUCAGUUCCUGAACGGAUCGAACCCCAAUCACAUCAAACAGUGUAAAAAGAUUCCAGCAAAUUUCCCCGUUACAGAGCAAAUGGUCGGCCCCUUUCUUGGGCCAAAAACCAAUCUGCAGCAGGAAGUCCAGAAAGGUAAUAUAUACCUUGUUGACUACGAGAUGCUGGAUGGAAUUAAAGCCAAUUCGGCAGCUGGCCACCAAUAUCUUGGAGCACCAAUGUGUCUUCUGUACGUGAAUCCAAUGAACGAUCUACUCCCCAUUGCCAUCCAGAUCACCCAGCAUCCUGGGCCGGACUGCCCGAUAUUUCUCCCGAGCGACAGCGAGUACGACUGGCUUCUGGCCAAGAUGUGGGUCCGCAACGCUGACGUACAGGUUCACCAGCUGGUCUCACACUUGCUCAGGACGCACCUGUUUGGUGAAAUCUUUGGCAUUGCAACUUUACGCCAGCUCGCAAGUGCACACCCGAUAUUCAAGCUUUUGAUGCCUCAUGUGAAAUAUACUUUGCACAUCAAUAUGGCUGCGAGGAAUCUCCUCAUCUCCAAAGAUGGCGUCUUUGAUAAGGCAUUCUCUUCCGGAGGGCCAGCCACCGUGGAGGUCUUGCAGCGCGGUCUGGAUCGCACUACCUACGAAUCUAUGUGUCUCCCAGACAAUCUGGCUGCUCGAGGAGUGGAAAAGAUCCCCAAUUAUUACUACAGAGAUGAUGCUCUGAAGAACUGGCUGGCCAUCAACAAGUUUACAGAAAACAUUGUUGACCUUUACUAUGAGAACGACACAAAUGUCCAGUGUGAUCCAGAACUUCAAGCCUGGGUGAAGGAGAUCUUCGUCGAAGGAUUAUUAUCCAAGAAAUCGUCAGGCUUCCCUUCAUCAUUUCACUCCAAGGCUGAACUCAUCAAGUACCUAACCAUGGUCAUCUUCACCUGUUCCGGACAACACUCUGCAGUAAACGUUGGACAGUAUGACUGGGGCUCCUGUGUACAAAACAGCCCUUCCAUUAUGGGGAAGCCUGCACCGACUAAAAAGGGCCUAGUCACCAAAGCAGAUAUUGCCGAGACUUUGCCAAAGGGAAUUGAAAAAGCAACAGUGAUUGCAACCACCUAUCUGCUCAGUCAACCAUCUCCCAUUAACACCAAGCUGGGCACGUACGUGGAGGAGCGCUUCACUGAGCUGGAGGCAAGAGCGCACAUCACAGACUUCGUGGAAGCCAUGCUGAAGAUCGAGGAGGAGAUUACAAAGAGGAACUCUGGCCUUCCUCUGGCCUACACUUAUCUCCUGCCCAGUUUGAUUGACAAUAGUGUGGCAGUCUAACCAUGCCAUUGCACCGUCAUCUAACUGCUUCACGCUUUGCGUCGAGAUUAAUAUUAUAAUCGCAAAACUUUCAUUGCCAAAUUAAACCAGCCAAUCUCUCCCGCCCUCUGAUCAUCACCGCACACACCCAGCCUGACAUUCCCUUCCCAAUGAAUUCCAAGGCCACUCUGCCCUUCCACCACCUCCACCUGGAACUUGAGUAGCAACUUGUUCACUCAGAGGGUGGUGGGUCUACGGAGGAGGUGCUUCAGGCAGAAACUGUAACAAUGUUUAAAAGGCAUUUGGACAGGCACAUAGAUAGGAAAAGUUUAGAGGGAUACGGGGCAAACAAAAGCAGGUGGGACCAGUGUAGAUGAGGCAUGUUGGUCAGCAUGGAAUUAGGCCGAAGGGCCUGUUUCUGUGCUGUAUGUCUGUAUUCUUCCAUUACCUGCUUAGCUGACAAGACUUUCCACACGUGUGCCUUUCAGAUGGUCUUCUUUACCAUAUAAACAUAUAACAAUUACAGCACGGAAACAGGCCAUCUCGACCCUUCUAGUCCGUGUCGAACACGUAUUCUCCCCAUGUCCUAUACACCUGCGUUCAGACCAUAACCCUCCAUACCUUUCCCGUCCAUAUAACUAUUCAAUUUAUUUUUAAAUGAUAAAAACGAACCUGCCUCCACCACCUUCACUGGAAGCUCAUUCCACACAGCUACCACUCUCUGAGUAAAGAAGUUCCCCCUCAUGUUACCCCUAAACAUCUGUCCCUUAAUUCUCAAGUCAUGUCACCUUGUUUGAAUCUUCCCUACUCUAUCAAGUCCCCCCUUAACCUUCUGCGCUCCAAAGAAUAAAGCCCUAACUUGUUCAACCUUUCUCUGUAACUUAGUUGCUGAAACCCAGGCAACAUUCUAGUAAAUCUCCUCUGUACUCUCUCUAUUUUGUUGACAUCCUUCCUAUAACUAGGUGAACAAAAUUGUACACCAUACUCCAAAAUUGGCCUCACCAAUGCCUUGUACAAUUUUAACAUUACAUCCCAACUUCUAUACUCAAUGCCCUGAUUUAUAAAGGCUAGCACACCAAAAGCUUUCUUUACCACCUUAUCUACAUGAGAUUCCACUAUCAGGGAACUGUGCACAGUUAUUCCCAGAUCCCUCUGUUCAUCUGCAUUCUUCAAUUCCCUACCAUUUACGAUGUACGUCCUAUUUUGAUUUGUCCUGCCAAGAAGUUGCACCUCAGACUUAUCAGCAAUAAACUCCAUCUGCCAUCUGUCAGCCCACUCUCCCAACUGGCAUAAAUCUCUCUGUAGACUUUGAAAAUCUACUUCAUUAUCCACAACCCCACCUAUCUUAGUAUCAUCUGCAUACUUACUAACCCAAUUUACCACACCAUCAUCCAGAUCAUUGGUGUACAUGACAAACAACAGUGGACCCAACACAGAUCCCUGUGGCACACCAUUAGUCACUGGCCUCCAACCUGACAAACAACCAUCCACCAUUACUCUCUGGCAUCUCCCAUUCAGCCACUGUUGAAUCCAUCUUGCUACUCCUCCAUUAAUCCCCAACCAUUGAACCUUCUUAACCAACCUUCCGUGAGGAACCUUGUCAAAGGCCUUACUGAAGUCCAUGUAUACAACAUCCACUGCUUUACCAUCAUCAAUUUCCUGAGUAACCUCUUCAAAAAAUUCAAGAAGAUUAGUCAAACAUGACCUUCCAGGCACAAAUCCAUGUUGACUGUUCCUAAUCAGACCCUGUUUAUCCAGAUGCUUAUAUAUAUUACCCGUUUCUCCUCUGUCAUAUUUGAUCUUCUCCACCGAGAGUGCCCUAGAUCCAGUUUUCACGUCCUCUGCUGUCGGUCAGAUCAAGGGGACUAUUCAUUUUGUUCUUGCUUCAAUCUCCACUAUUCUCCCAUUGAAUAAAACCUCCCUCUAAGUGAAGAGCAAAACUCUCCAGAACAAGAGGUCACAGUUUAAGGAUAAGGGGGAGAUAUUUUAGGACCAAGAUGAGGAAAACAUUUUUCAGAGGGAGUUAGAUGUGGCCCUUGUGGCUAAAGGGAUCAGGGGGUAUGGAGAGAAGGCAGGUACAGGAUACUGAGUUUGAUGAUCAACCAUGAUCAUAUUGAAUGGCGGUGCAGGCUCAAAGGGCCGAAUGGGCUCUACUCCUGCUCCUAUUUUCUAUGUUUCUAUGUUCCUCGCACCACUACACACCAUGAGGUCUCCUCUAGCAUCUGCACUAUGAUGAAUUGAAACUCAAAAAGUUUAUUUUUUAUUGAUCAAAGUAAAAUAUAUAUUCCAAAGUUGACUUUCAUUCUGAAUUUUGUCUAAAGCUUGUAACUGCUGCACCAUGGGGGUGCCUGCUUAAUGUUCUCAUUAGGAGCUGGGAAUAAAAUUGCACAAGAGCUUGAUAAAA